Messenger RNA from Triticum urartu, 831 nucleotides. RefSeq lists its product as uncharacterized. NCBI's taxonomy places the organism in Eukaryota, Viridiplantae, Streptophyta, Magnoliopsida, Poales, Poaceae. The record is from RefSeq and is a predicted model, not a curated record.
AUGCGGGCGAGGGAAGAGAGGAAUCGGGAGAGGAGCUCACGGGCGGCGCAACUCGUCUCCUCGGUGGCCAAGGGGCUCGCCGGGUCAGUAGCCUCCAAAGUGGCCUCUCUAGGCAGCUCUUUGCCGCCGCUUUCACCAACCUCCGUUCUGCCGCUGUCACCCAGGUCCAAGAGGAAUGAAGUUCAGUCGGCCACGCUGCUGCCAAGGGAGCCAAGUGGGGCGCUGCUACAGCUCUGUGCGCCCACGACGAUGCUACUGCCUGUGCCGUCCCUAUCCAGGCCCCCUGGGUUCGAGGCCUCGCCAAUGCCGCCACUGCCGUCCAGCGGGCCGGUGCACCGCACCCCUUCGCCCGUGCGGCGCCGUAGGGUCGAUGCUUCUGGUGCUGUUGGCCUGCAGUGCCUUGCGCCGUUGUUUGAAGAUAGGCAGGAGGCCAUCCUGCCCACCCCGGCUCCAACACCGCCUCGGGCUCUUACGACGCGUCGCAAAACAAUGGCCGGAGUCUCCAUCUCCGGGGUCGGCGGCACCUUCUCGCUGCACAAGACAAAGACGGCAAGCCGCCCCAAGGCCACGCCCAUGGCUCGCGCGGCAGAAAUCCUGGUCUGUCGCUCUCUCGGCAUCGUCAAGGAUGGAGAGGACGUCACCACCGCAGCCUUGGACGCCUUCGCGGACCGCUUCAAGGAGCAUUUGUCGCCGGAGGUGCUCACAGCCAUGAGAGGCCUGUUUAAGCUAGACGACGCCAAUGCAGAUGCUGUGGAGGAAGCCCUCCUGGCGCAUGGAGGAGGAGGCGCGCUGGACCUGGAGAGGGCCGACGAGGAGGCCGUGCUGCAGUAG